AUGAUGGAACGACUUCGAAAUCAAUUUAGGAACCGAAUUGCUUCAAUAGUCAAAAGCAAAUUGAAGCCUAUUCGUGAUGAGAGAAAAAUAUCACGUCCAUAUAAAUAUAUGACUACGUACGGAUAUCACAAAAAACAUGAUGAAGUUUCUACUGUUAGAGAUGUAGCCAAAUGUACAUGGCAAACCAAUUUUCUCUUAAACAAGUGCUUAUACUUUCCUGAGGCAGCCAUAGCUUCUGCUCGUUCCGUUUCGUGUAAUAAUCACAAGAUACUACUUAGAUAUUGUAACCAACGUAUAUUUAUUUAUUCAAUACCAGCCAAUCGUUGCAACAGACCAUCAAAUAAAUAUUUAAUUAAUGAAUUUUCAAGCCUAGAUAAUAUUGGACCAGGAUUGUUUGAUAAGCAGCGACCACCACUAUCGCCACAAUCACGACGACAACGACGACAACGACUGCGACGACCACAACCGCCACCUGAUUUGUCUAAAUUAAACUGGCCAAGAACGCAAGCACAAAAGCCAAAAACUCUACCUGCAACUCUCGCUCAGUCUCAGCAUCAUGACUGUAUUCCCAGUCAACUAGCACAGCCAGUAAAUAAAAAUAGAAAUAAAAAUAAGUCUAAAAGACAACGAAAGAAGAAUUGA
Molecule: messenger RNA, 642 nt
Organism: Rotaria socialis
Lineage: Eukaryota; Metazoa; Rotifera; Eurotatoria; Philodinida; Philodinidae
Source: the annotation of a GenBank genome assembly